This is a messenger RNA of Pleurotus ostreatus (oyster mushroom), 1473 nucleotides long. RefSeq lists its product as uncharacterized. NCBI's taxonomy places the organism in Eukaryota, Fungi, Basidiomycota, Agaricomycetes, Agaricales, Pleurotaceae. The record is from RefSeq and is a predicted model, not a curated record. Bases 1 to 1473 code for a protein of 490 amino acids. The transcript is spliced from 7 exons. Gene Ontology annotation, cellular component: fungal-type cell wall. Gene Ontology annotation, molecular function: acid phosphatase activity.
AUGUGCUCCUUCAGCAAGGAUAUAUAUACCCUAGUCCAUGGCUGCAUCUUCACACUGAUGAUCAAGGCACGAACGCUGCUGUUGUUUUUCAUCCUUCAAGUCGUCUGCUAUGUCAGCGGCGAAGCUAACUUCAAUCCACUUCAACACUCUGGACCAGCUUCACCAUACUUUGAUGCGCCUUCUCAGGAUGGUAUUCCUACUGAGACGCCACCUGAAUGUCGUGUCGAUCAGGCAGCUUACAUAGUACGACACGGCUCCCGAUAUCCUGAGCCUGGGUCGUUCCAAGGCUGGGCGAACCUAUUCAACAAGUUUCAGAACGCCUCGUACACGGCAAGAGGUCCACUGGCGUUCAUACCAUCGUGGGUUCCACCUGUAGACGAUGCACCCCAUGAGCCUCUAUUCUUGACUUCUACAGGAGCGGGAGAGGCAUUUGCUCUGGGUGUCGAUUUGCGUAAGCGCUACGGAUUCACCAAGGGUGGUAUGAACCUUACUAUCUGGUCUGCGUCCCAACAGAGAGUGUUAGACACAGGGUCGUACUUCCUCCGCGGCUACCUCUCGCAAGGCUCCUAUGCUGCAGACCCAUCUCUAAACCGGGGGUUCACCGUAUCUCUGCCCGACUCGGUAAAUAACACAUUCGCAGAUUCUCUCACCCCGUCCAUUUCUUGCCCCCCAUAUGCCUCAGGAGACAGGGGCUCGACAACGGCCAGCCAAUUUCGCGCAACAUACCUGCCUAAUAUCGCUACGCGUUUGAACCAGCAAUUUCUAGAUGGCCUAGCUCUUGAGCCGACGGACAUCGGCACUAUGCAAGAUCUUUGUGGGUUUAGUGCUGAAAUCAAUGGCGACACACGUUUUUGUGAUAUCUUCGAGCAGUCAGAAUGGUUAGACUAUGAAUACGCCCACGACCUCAAUUAUUACUACGGCUCCGGACCAGGCAACCCAUUCUCAGCGACGGUGGGUUUCCCGUGGCUCAAAGCUAUUACGGACAUCUUUGUCGCAGGGCCGGGUGAGAGCCCACCGGGCUCAUCUGUAACGCCUGCGCAACUCAUUAUGGGAUUCACGCACGACAACAACCUCCCGCCCAUAAUAUCCGCGCUAGGCGUCUGGAAUACAUCUAAACCUCGCGAGGCACCGAUCUACCCGCUUUCGCCUACGGCCCCGAAUCCAGAGCGUAUGUUUCGCUCAUCUUUUCUCGUCGCUUUCAGAGGAUAUGCGGCGCUUGAAAGAUUGGAGUGCGAUAAUACAAGUCUUGCCAAGGAAGUCGACAACGCUCCUGUACCUAUUCCAGGAUGCACCGAUGGUCCUGGCGCAACGUGUUCUUUGAGCGCUUUUGUGAAGCAUGUGGACAGGCGAGGGCGGGUCGCUGGUGACUUCGUGGAUAGAUGUGGUCUGGCAGGUGUACCUGGGGCGACCAGCCAACUGCAAUUUUUGACAAAUCGGCCUGACCCAGCAUCUGUGAUAUCGCUACCACAAUAG